This is a messenger RNA of Medicago truncatula (barrel medic), 2390 nucleotides long. Its product is annotated as UTP:RNA uridylyltransferase 1. Gene Ontology annotation, molecular function: RNA uridylyltransferase activity. The transcript has 6 exons. The record is from RefSeq and is a predicted model, not a curated record. NCBI's taxonomy places the organism in Eukaryota, Viridiplantae, Streptophyta, Magnoliopsida, Fabales, Fabaceae. The coding region runs from base 248 to 2194 and encodes 648 amino acids.
AAUUUUUUAUUUUUUAAUAUCACAAUUAAAUAUUUUGAUUACUCACACUUCAAGAUUCAAAUCCAUAAACUCCUCAAAUCUCGAUUCGAUCCAAAUUCCAAAUUAAACUUCCUAAACUAAAAUUCUUAUAAAUUUAAUCACUUUCCUUUCUUAUGUGCUAAGUCUUCAAUUCAAAGUUCUCUGUUCUCUCUCUCUCUCACACUCAAACUCCAACAACAACACUCACUGCCACCUCAUCAUCGCCGCCAUGAACGGCGGUGGUGGAAGUAACUUCCCUCCGCCACAACCUAACGGCGGCGAUUUUCUUCUCUCUCUUCUUCAAAAACCCCGCCCUAAUCCUCACCCUUCUCAAUCCUCAACUACUCAACAAUCUCCCAUCAUCGAUCCCGCCGUUGCCAUGAUGGGUCCCACUAUUCCAACCAACGGUCACGAUCAUCCCAAUCAUCACCCUCAUCACAACCACCACCAGCAUCAUCAGCAUCUUCCACCAUGGUCCCACACACCUUCUCCUCACGUAUUCGGGUUAACCCAUAACCCGUUUCCACUUCAACGGGUACCGGAAACUCAUUACUCCAACUUCACCAACGCUAACGGUGCUUCACUCACUGAAGAUCUACGAAGAUUAGGGUUUCCAAUUCAAAGCAACAACAACAAUGGUUUCAUUCAGCAGCAACAGCAUCAACAUCAACAACAGGAAUUAAAGUUACAGUUUGGUUCUUUACCAACAGUUUCUUAUGCUGCUGCUACUUCCCAUGAUGUUUCUACCAAUGGAUUUGUUGAUAGGAAUAAAAUUGAAAAAAGAGGUGUUAUUGGUGAUUUUAGGUUAACUGAACAAAUUAGGGUUCCACCACCACCUGGAUUUGGGAACAAUAAGGGUGAUGGUGAAUUGGGUGGUGGUAGGAAUGUGAGAUUAGGGAUUGGUGAUAGGGGCAAUGUGGGUCAUGAGUUGAGGCUACCUGAUCAGCUUGAUCAUCCUGGUCCACCUUCUGGGAGUAAUCUUCGUUCGGGUUAUGAUGAUGUUGAUGCGGUUGGAGAACGGUUAGCUGAUUCGUUGUUGCUUGAGGAUGAGAUAGAUGAGAAGAGUGGUAACUCCAUGAAACGACGUGGUCCGAAGGAGAAGGAUGGUAGAUCUUCAGACUCAAGAGGAAAUCAAUUGCUAAGUCAGCGUGCAAGAACAUUUAAAAGACAAAUGAUGUGCCGCAGGGACAUAGAUAGUUUUAGUGUUCCUUUCCUUUCAAUAUAUGAGUCCUUAAUACCACCAGAAGAAGAAAAACUGAAGCAGAAUCAAUUGUUAGGGUUAUUGGAGAAGUUAGUUUGCAAGGAGUGGCCAAUGGCUCGGCUUUAUCUCUAUGGAUCAUGUGCUAGUUCUUUUGGUGUUUCUAAAAGCGACAUUGAUGUUUGCCUUGCUAUACAAGACGCUGAUGUGGACAAGUCUAAGAUUAUAAUGAAAUUGGCUGAUAUUUUGCAAUCAGAUAACCUGCAGAAUGUUCAGGCAUUGACACGAGCAAGGGUUCCUAUUGUAAAGCUCAUGGAUCCGGUUACAGGAAUCUCUUGUGAUAUAUGCAUCAACAAUCUUCUGGCUGUUGUAAAUACAAAGCUUCUUCGAGAUUAUGCAAACAUUGAUCCAAGGUUACGGCAGCUGGCUUUUAUCAUAAAACAUUGGGCGAAGUCAAGAGGAGUCAAUGAAACUUACCAUGGGACCUUAUCCAGCUAUGCGUAUGUUUUGAUGUGCGUUCAUUUUUUACAACAACAACGACCUGCUAUCCUUCCAUGUUUACAGGGGAUGAAUCCAACAUACUCUGUUAGGGUGGACAAUGUUGAUUGUGCGUUCUUUGACCAAGUUGAAAAACUUGGUCAUUUUGGACGACAUAACAAAGACACCAUUGCUCAUCUUGUGUGGGGCUUUUUCUUUUAUUGGGCAUACUGUCAUGAUUAUGCAAAUUCCGUUAUAUCUGUACGCACAGGAAGCACAAUCAGCAAGCGAGAUAAGGAUUGGACAAGAAGGAUUGGUAAUGAUCGCCACUUGAUAUGUAUAGAGGAUCCUUUUGAAACAUCUCAUGAUUUGGGUCGAGUGGUAGAUAAACGCAGCAUCAAAGUUCUCAGAGAAGAGUUUGAACGUGCUGCGGAUAUUAUGCAGUACGAUCCAAAUCCAUGUAUUAAACUUUUUGAGCCUUAUGUUUGUAGUAGUGAUUGAUUGACAAGUUGUUUUGAACCUAGACCUAUAGAUGAGUUACUUUGGCUUGUAAAGUUUCUUUUGCCCUACAUUUGAUAUUAAUUAACCUCAUCUUAUGUUGAUAUGUGUAUUUAUCAUGUGCGUUUUAAGUUGCAUUUCAAUGUAAAGAACUGUUGGUGUUGAACUUUUAUUUGAAAGCAAUAAUUUUUUUUAUUGU